Messenger RNA from Mesoplodon densirostris (Blainville's beaked whale), 1922 nucleotides. RefSeq names its product cathepsin S (gene CTSS). Gene Ontology annotation, biological process: immune response. NCBI's taxonomy places the organism in Eukaryota, Metazoa, Chordata, Mammalia, Artiodactyla, Ziphiidae. The record is from RefSeq and is a predicted model, not a curated record. The coding region runs from base 93 to 1115 and encodes 340 amino acids. Gene Ontology annotation, cellular component: lysosome. Gene Ontology annotation, molecular function: cysteine-type endopeptidase activity. The transcript is spliced from 8 exons.
AAGUUCCAAUUUCUUUUUAAAGUCACUUUAACUGAAGUCUCUUUGCUGCCUUUGAAAUCUUUGGAGAGAGCUCACCAUCAAGCAUUCUUAGUAUGGGAGCACCUGCUGGUUCUAUCAUAAUGAAAUGGCUGGUAUGGGUGCUCCUGCUCUGCUCCUCUGUGAUGGCACAGCAGCACAGAGAUUCCACUCUGGAUCAUCACUGGGAUCUCUGGAAGAAAACCUAUGGGAAACAAUACAAGGAACAGAAUGAGGAAGUAGCACGGCGUCUCAUCUGGGAAAAGAAUCUAAAAACUGUGAUGCUUCACAAUCUGGAGCAUUCAAUGGGAAUGCAUUCAUAUGAUCUAGGCAUGAACCACCUGGGAGACAUGACCAGUGAAGAAGUGAUAUCUUUGAUGAGUUCCCUGAGAGUUCCCAGCCAAUGGAAGAGAAAUGUCACUUACAAGUCAAACCCUAAUCAGAAAUUGCCUGAUUCUCUGGACUGGAGAGAGAAGGGGUGUGUUACUGAAGUGAAAUACCAGGGCUCUUGUGGUGCUUGUUGGGCUUUCAGUGCUGUGGGAGCCCUGGAAGCACAAGUGAAGCUGAAAACAGGAAAGCUGGUGUCUCUGAGUGCACAGAACCUGGUGGAUUGCUCAACUGAAAAAUAUGGGAAUAAAGGCUGCAAUGGUGGCUUCAUGACAGAGGCUUUCCAAUAUAUCAUUGAUAACAACGGCAUCGAUUCAGAAGCUUCCUAUCCCUACAAAGCCAUGGAUGAAAAGUGCCAGUAUGAUGCAAAAAAUCGAGCUGCCACUUGUUCAAGGUAUACUGAACUUCCCUUCGGCAGUGAAGAUGCCUUAAAAGAAGCUGUGGCCAACAAAGGACCUGUGUCUGUUGCUAUAGAUGCACGCCAUUCUUCUUUCUUCCUCUACAGAAGUGGUGUCUACUAUGAUCCCUUGUGUACUCAGACUGUGAAUCAUGGUGUACUGGUGAUUGGCUAUGGUAACCUUAACGGGAGAGACUACUGGCUUGUGAAAAACAGCUGGGGCCUCAACUUUGGUGACCAAGGAUAUAUACGGAUGGCAAGAAAUAGUGGAAAUCACUGUGGGAUUGCUAGUUAUCCCUCUUACCCGGAAAUCUAGAGGACCUCUUUGUUUUAUAACAAUUCAAGAAAGAAGAAACACUUUCUCACAAUUUAAUUUUACCUGCUGUAACCAGUAGAAAUGUGUGUCAUGAUCAAUGUAUAUUUACUGUACUAACAGAAAAUAUAGUUUGAUUCAUCUACUUUUUUAACUUUGCAGAUCUUGGGUAACAGUUUGCUAAGUAAAUUAAUAAUGUACUAUAGAUAUAACUGUACAAAAACUGGUCAACCUGAGAUAAUCUGUCAUGUUUUUCAUUGUCUUAUUUUAUUUGUCCUUUUAAGUCCCCUGAUAUCCUGCUGAACCUCGAUGGCAUAUAGAUGCUUAAUAAAUAACUGCCUUUUCAACUUUGUAUCAAUACCAUGAGUCAGGAGACAGAUGGGCCCCCGGGGCAAAUGGUUUGAGUUCUUUCCUUGUGGACUGAUACUCCGACAUGGGAAUAACAGGACAAUUGAGAGAGGAGGCUGGGCCCUGCCCAGACAGAAAAUAAAAGACCACAUAUUUCUCAUUCCUGAAGUCAGGAGACCUCCCGGACUACACAUGCGCAGAAAGUCUCCUUGGAGGUCAAAAGGAGAGUGAUGCCAAGUGGCCAAAUCUACCCAUAGGCCUCUUCGGUAGAAUCCAUCUUGGCUAAGAGAUGUGCAUGCACACAUGGGAAAAUCCUGAGCUAUACCAAAUUCAGACUUUGAACCAGGCAAAUCAAAAUGAUUGGCCAAAGGAAACCUGGAAAGAAUGCCCUAUAUAAGUGAUUUAAACUGCCACCAGGGAGCGACUUUUUCUGAGCCCGCUCGUGUGUCUAUCCACAAGUAC